GCUCGUGCCAACAUGGCCGCCAUGUAGCCACGUUGGUUAGACGAGCUACUCCAGCGCGCUGGUGUGUCGAAGUCUUCAUAUCUAUGCUGACCACAGAUAGUGGCAACGGUCCAUGGAGGAGGUUACACCACAGUGGAAUUACGGUUUCCGGCGGACGUAAUUAAAGCCAAUGAAGACUGUAGCAGUCCUUGGAGGGGGCAUCGGGGGAUUGGCCGCAUCUUACUAUCUCUGCAAAAGUCCCCAGGUUGCUAAGGUAAUUUUACUUGAGUCCAGUAGUCGUUAUGGGGGUUGGCUGUGGUCCACCAGGAGGUCCGAUGGAGCGGUGUUCGAACAUGGAGCCAGAGGGAUUCGACCUGCUGGGGCAGUGGGAAGAAAUACCCUUAAUAUGGUAGAGGACCUGGGUCUUUCAGGAGAGGUUCUGCCUGUCACCUACAGACACGAUGCAUCCAAAAACAGAUAUCUAUAUGUCAACAAACAACUUCAUAGGAUGCCCUCAGGAAUAAGUGGACUUCUCAGGACAGUCUCACCUUUCUCACGCCCCCUGCUAUUCAGCAUCGCCACAGAGAUAUUUGCAAAGAGAAGCAAAGGCGAAGACGAAUCCAUCCAUUCGUUUGUGUCUCGAAGGCUUGGAAAAGAGCUUGCAAACAUUGCUGUGGACAGUCUGUGUCGAGGGGUGUUUGCGGGGGAUUGCCGGAAGUUGAGUGUGCGCUCUUGUUUUCCCGUCCUCUACAACGCUGAGAAGCGCAGAGGUUCCCUAACACUUGGCAUGCUUCUGGGCUCUGGCCCCUCCCAAGUGGUUCCUCCUGGUCCUCUGAGCCAGCGAUCUAUGAAGGAGUCUUGGGCCCAGUGGUCCCUUAGAAGGGGGUUGGAGGACCUCCCGGAGUCCAUCAUUGACUUUCUCCAAAGGAGCGAGAGGGUCCAGCUACACCGGGAAGUGCCUGUAAAACACAUCAAUCCUUUGGCUAUGGGUUCGACGAUCCAUUUGGACGAUGGGAUCAUAACAGCUGACCACAUCAUCUCUGCUUUGCCUGCUAAAGUACUCUCAUCUGUCCUGCCGUCCUCCUGUCUGCCGCUCAUCCAGAAGCUGCAGGAGAUCUCCUGUGUCACUGUCGCUGUGGUAAAUCUGCAGUAUGAGGGGUCUGUACUCCCUUUGACGGGAUUUGGACACCUGGUUCCAUCAUCAGAGGAUCUGGGCUUACUGGGUGUGGCCUAUGACUCUGUCCCCUUCCCUCAACACGACAGACAUAAAGGAGCAACAACAAGACUUACGGUGAUGAUGGGUGGUGCCUGGUUCCAUGAAGUGUUUGGCUCCCCAAGUGCAGUAACAGAGGGCCAGCUUUUAGAGCGAGCCACUGAGGCGGUGCGCUGUCACCUAGGAGUCACCUCGGCACCCAGCUGGAGUUGGGUUGCCCUACAGAAGGAUUGUAUACCUCAGUAUUAUGAGGGCCACUUUUGGAGAGUAGAGUACAUGCGCAACUUCAUCAAGAACAACCACCUUUCACUUUCUCUGAUUGGGUCCUCCUAUGAUGGUGUGGCCGUCAAUGAUGUCAUCUUUAGUGCAAGGGCAGCUGUAGAAGAGUUGUUGGGAACUGGAGUUUAAUAGAGUUGCAAUAACAUGACCUUUUUUUAAAUUUCUUUUUUUUAACUGUACUUCAGUAUUGUGAAGGGUCCACUGUCCAACUGUAUGUUGGACAGUGGACUCCUGCUAUUUUCAGGGAAUAGGGAACGGGCCAGACCACAGAGCGAAAAUUCCAUGCCCAUUAUAAUUGUAUUGGAUUUUUAUUUAUUUUUUUAAGCCAUCAAUAAAUCAGGGUGGCCCCAGCCCACCCAAAAAAGAAAAACAUCUUUCCAAAAAAAGCAAUUGCAUCUGAAGAUGCUGAACUGCGAGUAUGGGUCUGGUGACCUCUCUCUGACACUAAAUAUUGAUACAUGCAUUGAGCAGUGACUUCCAAAUAUUUAAUCAGUGUAUAUAAAGGAAAGGAAUAAAGUGAAACAAAGCCUUCACUUCUAGAUCUAAAGAAA
Messenger RNA from Phyllopteryx taeniolatus (common seadragon), 2022 nucleotides. RefSeq names its product protoporphyrinogen oxidase (gene ppox). NCBI's taxonomy places the organism in Eukaryota, Metazoa, Chordata, Actinopteri, Syngnathiformes, Syngnathidae. Bases 170 to 1600 code for a protein of 476 amino acids. The transcript is spliced from 13 exons. Gene Ontology annotation, biological process: heme biosynthetic process. Gene Ontology annotation, molecular function: protoporphyrinogen oxidase activity, oxygen as acceptor. The record is from RefSeq and is a predicted model, not a curated record. Gene Ontology annotation, cellular component: mitochondrial inner membrane.